UUAUUGUCUUAAAGCUGUAGCCUCCUCAAGCACCCAGCCUGCGAGUGUGAACGCGCGGGUGGUGUGUGCGCGCAGGAGAAGAAGCGCGAGACCGUGCGCGCUACCUAGGAAAGCUGCGGAGGACCGUGAAGUUGUUGUCUCGGGAGGGAGCGAGAGGAGAAAAAAAAAACAUAUCAAUUAUGUUCAAGCUGGGAAUUGGAAUUAAAUAACCGAUUAUAAUUAUGUCGAUUAUUUUAUCGGCUGGACCGAACGGUACUUUAUUUGCCGUGUUUUUGUUUGCUUAGAACAGGCACAGAAAAGAGUACCGAGUUGGGCUUGGGGCCGAAAAACGGGCUGCUCAUAUUGUCGGCUGGAGUUGGGGGGGCCGCGUUCAUCUUUUCAUGGCCACCUCGUAUUUUUAUUAAACGAAACUGAGAAACCGGGUAUAAGUGGUUCAGUAUACUUUCAGACGUUGCCGAUUCUAUAAGGUUAGACGCUGGUUCGUCUAACGUACCGAAAGAACCAGAGACGUCCGUGGAUGUGGUGGCCGCUUUAUUCUUGUGCGAAGUUAAGGCAUUUUCACUCGUUUUUAAUAUCUGGGCGAUCGUCGAACUUGUCUAAAAGUUGUGUUGUAUUUUGUUUACGGAGAAUGUGUUUAUAGUUGACCUGAGAUGAGAGAGAAAAUAUCCUACAUUAAGUGUACUUGUGUGAAGUAUAUGGCUACAUUUCUUUCAGGCGAUGGAAAUGACCACGCUGGAAGUAAAAUCUAACUGAUUAUUUUUUGAGAUUUUUUUUUAUAUAUACCACAAGACUGGAAAUUUAAACUUGCAUAAAAUAUAUAUUUCCACGUAAGUCAAGAUGUCAUUUUUUAAUUUCCGAAAAAUUUUUAAAUUGGGAGGUGAAAAGAAAAAAAAGCAGUACGAUCAUGUCAACAGAGAUGUCAAUCCAGAGGACUUCUGGGAGAUUAUUGGCGAGCUGGGAGACGGUGCCUUUGGCAAAGUGUACAAGGCCCAAAAUAAACAGAAUGGAAUAUUGGCUGCUGCUAAGGUGAUUGACACAAAGACAGAAGAGGAACUUGAAGAUUAUAUGGUGGAGAUUGACAUUUUGGCAUCCUGUGACCACCCUCACAUAGUUAAACUUCUGGAUGCUUUUUAUUAUGAAAGUAAACUCUGGAUAUUAAUUGAAUUUUGUGCUGGAGGAGCUGUGGAUGCAGUCAUGUUAGAACUAGAGAGACCUUUGACAGAACCACAAAUACGUGUGGUUUGUAAACAGACCCUGGACGCACUCUCUUACUUGCAUGAAAAUAAAGUCAUCCACAGAGACCUGAAAGCAGGAAACAUACUUCUUACGUUAGACGGUGAUAUUAAACUUGCGGACUUUGGUGUCUCUGCCAAGAAUACUCGAACCCUCCAACGAAGAGAUUCCUUUAUAGGAACUCCAUACUGGAUGGCACCAGAAGUAGUCAUGUGUGAAACCUCUAAAGACAGGCCCUAUGAUUAUAAGGCCGAUGUUUGGUCCUUAGGAAUCACAUUAAUUGAAAUGGCACAAAUAGAACCACCACAUCAUGAACUUAACCCCAUGAGAGUGUUGUUGAAAAUUGCAAAAGCAGAGCCUCCUACAUUAGCGCAACCUUCAAAAUGGUCUACAGAUUUUAAUGACUUCCUUAGAAAAGCUCUAGACAAGAGUUUGGAUAAUAGAUGGACCAUUCCCCAACUUUUACAGCAUCCAUUUGUGACAAGUGUGGCUGACAACAAGCCUCUUAGGGAGCUUAUUGCUGAAGCUAAGGCAGAGGUAACAGAAGAAAUUGAAGAGGCAAAAGAUGAAGAAGAGGAGGAGGAACCAGAGGCACAGCUGCUUGUUCCUGGACACCAGCGUGCUUCUUCAGAUGCCAGUAUUGCAAGCUCAGAGGAUGAAAAAUUGUCCCAGUCUACUUCUGUUAUGGAGUCUGUUUCUGAGAGACUUGAGCCUGAAAAUGUGGAGGACAAAGUCAGUGACAAACUAUCUGACGAGGGUAUUGGAACAAGUGAAGCUGACAAGAUGGAGAAUGAAAAACUAAUUGAGAACAACAUUUUAGACACUAGUAAUGAAGAUAUUGGCAAUGGUGAAGAUAUUCUAAUGGAAACUGAAGAGCAUUCACCCGAAGAAGGAAAGGUAGAGACAAUUUCUGACCUUCCAGUUGUUUGCAUUGAGGAAAAGACAAAUGAGACAAAUGUUACCAUCAUUGCAGUUGAUGAAGAAAUGAGCAGUGAGACAAAGGAAAAGAGUGAUGAAAUCCUGGAACAGAAAAUGUUACCAGAAAUUAACAUAAAUGAAGUUUCUGAAGCAGGAAUAAAGGAAAAUAAAGAUGAAUUGACUGUGAAAGAUAAUUCACUUGAUGUUUCUGAACCGGGUAAAGUGGAAACUAAAGAUGAAGUGACUAGGAAUGAUAAAUCACUUCUAGUUUCUAAACUGGAUAAUGAAUCACCUGAAGAGGAUACCACAAACCCUACUCAUGAAGAACAAAAGCCGGAAUUCAAAAAAGAAAGUGAUGUUGAACAUGGGGUUGAAAAUUGUGACAAUGAUUUAAGUCAAAGCAUACAUUUGCAGGAACAGAUCUUUACAAACAAGCAAGAAACUGAAUCUUCACACAAUGAAGAUGAUAAUAAAACAAUAGACACAUCUGAGACCUCUGUACCUGGGAACUGUAAGAUUGUUCUAAAGGUGACUGAAGAGUCCUCAAAAGAAGAUGAAAGUGCAGUUUUACUAAAUGAGACUGAACGUGUAGAACUGCCUAUAAAUUCCACUGUUUCUGAGUUAAAUGAAAAUGGAGGAGACCAAAGCAAAGGAAGAGCUGAGGAAGUUAUUGUACCUGUUGGGAAGGAAAUGAACAAAGUGGCAAAUCAAAGCGACGAGACUGAGUCUGACAAAACAAAGGAUAAAGAGAAAGACUCAGAUUCAGGGAGCAGCUGCCCUACAGAUAAUAAUAGCAUUGAUCUGAAUUUAUCUAUUUCUAGUUUCCUUACUAAAAAUAAAGACCCCGGUUCAGUCUCAUUUCAGGAUACCAGAAGGCACAAGAAAACUUUGAAGAAAACAAGAAAAUUUAUUGUCGAUGGGGUUGAAGUUAGUGUGACAACUUCAAAAAUUGUUACUGAUAAUGAUGCUAAAAGUGAAGAAAUGAGAUUUCUGAGACGUCAAGAACUUCGAGAGCUGAGGUUACUUCAGAAGGAGGAGCAACGAGCACAGCAGCAGCUGAGCACUAAACUUCAGCAGCAACGUGAACAAAUUUUCCGUCGUUUUGAACAAGAAAUGACUAGUAAAAAACGCCAGUAUGAUCAGGAGAUUGAAAAUCUAGAGAAACAACAAAAACAAAAAAUUGAGCGACGAGAGCAGGAACACACAAAUCACCUACGAGAUGAAGCAAAACGCAUAAAGGCAGAGCAAGAGAAGGAGUUGUCUAAGUUCCAGAACAUGCUGAAGAACCGUAAAAAGGAGGUAAAAAUUGAAGUGGAAAAAUCUCCUAAAGAGCAAAGAAAAGAGCUUGCAAAACGUAUGAAAGAGGAACUUGCCCAAAUACAUCAUGAUCAGGAACAAGAAUUUUUACAAAAGCAGCAGCAGGAGUUAGAUGGGGCGUUGAAAGUAAUCAUCCAGCAGCACAAGCUUGAGGUUGCAAGCAUUGAACGAGACUGCCUGAAUCAGAAACAACAACUUAUGCGAGCACGAGAAGCUGCAAUAUGGGAACUAGAAGAGCGGCACUUACAAGAAAAACAUCAGCUUUUGAAACAGCAGUUAAAAGAUCAGUACUUCAUGCAGAGGCAUCAGCUCCUUAAAAGGCAUGAAAAGGAAAUGGAGCAGAUGCAGAGGUAUAACCAAAGACUGAUUGAGGAGCUGAAAAACAGGCAAACACAAGAAAGGGGUCGACUGCCAAAAAUACAACGAAGUGAAGCAAAAACUCGCAUGGCCAUGUUUAAAAAGAGUCUUCGUAUCACGUCAUCUGGAUCACCAGAUCAGGACAGGGAAAAAAUCAAACGGUUUGCUGUCCAAGAAGAUAAAAGACAAAAGAAUGAAAGACUGCAGCAGCAUCAGAAACACGAGAACCAAAUGAGAGACCUCCAGCUCCAGUGUGACGCUAACAUUCGAGAGCUGCAGCAGCUUCAGAAUGAAAAGUGCCAUUUGUUAAUUGAGCAUGAGACACAGAAGUUGAAGGAGCUGGAUGAAGAGCACAGCAUGGAGCUGAAGGACUGGAGGGAGAAACUACGCCCCAGGAAAAAGGCUUUAGAAGAAGAAUUUGCAAGAAAACUCCAGGAGCAGGAAGUGUUUUUCAAAAUGAGUGGAGAAUCUGAAUGCCUUAACCCCUCGGCGCAAAGUCGAAUUUCCAAAUUCUACCCUGUACCGAGUCUGCAGUCAACAGGUUCCUAAUCAGAAGAAAGUGCUGACAUAUUCAUGAAGUUAUCGUGAGAGUACUCAGUUUAAUCUACUAUUGUUUUAUAUUACUAUGGAAAAAAUCAGUGUAUGCUUUUUUUAAACAUUGGACAAUUAGGUAUUAACCAUAAAGAUGGCAUUGCUGUAUCAAACCAUGUAGAUUCAGUGGAUAUUUUGUAAUCUUCCUUUAUUUUUGCAUUACAUAAAGAACAGAUGGAGUUCUACAACACCCUUUUAUUCUUCCACAAAUGACUCAGGUAUUAAGCCUGCUACAGAACUGAAUUUUAAUCAAAUUAUAUAAUUGUAGGUGCUUUCCUUUCUGAAAAUAUCAAAAAAGUGCCUGUUACGUCAGAUCCACUAAACAGUUUAUUUUUAGUACUCUUUAUUUUUCAAGUUGCUGCUGACAUUUCCCAGAUGUCUUUGCACUAAAUGUAUUUUGGGAUUUGUGAGAAGAUUCGUCGAUAUUUAUAAUACUAAAAUUUGUAGCCUUUUACAAGCAUUCCACCUCACAAAACUUUAGUGGAUUGUACUUUUGAAAUAUUUGGAUUGCACAUUUAUAAAUUAUUUCUUAUUGCAGUACAGAUUUUUCCUUUUCUGAAAUACCUUGUAAAGUAUGUUCAGUACGCGAUUGAUCGCUUUUUAAAACGAGAUGCAAGACACUCCUGACGUGCAUGAAGAACGUCCAGCUGCUGGCGCUGACCUGUGCUUGCCGUGAUCGGGUAUUCAGUGUUGCCCUUCGCUCCAUGUAGACACCUCUCUUCAUCGUCUGGUGCAUUUGGAUGAAAUGACAUAAAGUUAUGCUUUUGCACAAAAAGGAACACAUUUCUUAAAUCUUUAAUUUGAUGACAAAUUUAACUUCUUAGUUUCAGAAUAAGUAAAUAAAAGUGAAACUGAAAUGUUGGAUGUAGAGUUGGGCCCAAACUAUCUAAUGAAUGUAAGCUCUAUGCCACGUUUGGCACUGUUGCAUUUUGAAAGUUUUGCCAUUUAUUCUUUGUGAUUGUGGGCUAUUUAUUCUAAUCCAUAAACGCCUCGGCUGAUGUAAGUGAAUGCUGCUCUUGGAACCUGCUGCACAAAUACAAAUCUCUUUAUUUGUUUUUACGCCUCCUCAAACUCGGCUUGCAGGCCCCCUGGUGUUACUAGCGGCGGGCAGCAGGCUGUUUUGAGGGGUUGGUAUACCUUGGAGGAUAAGCUUAGGACGACUCUGCUCUGGUAUAACUGCUACGUAACUAGUUCAUAGCAAACUAAUCGACAUGGUUUUAUAGCCAAUAUAAAUUUACAUUAUGAUCCGCUUCUACUGCAGUUAGGUUAUUCUGUUAUUUUCUUUGCCUUUUCUUUUAUUAUACAAUAAUGCAAAUUGCUGAUGCAUAUUUAGACGAGCUGCAUUUGGGUUAAACACAAUUCAUUGAUUAGGUUGGCCAUUGGCACGUUUUUGGGUAUUAUAUGUCAAAAAAUGCACUAAAAGUUAUAGCUAAUGCUUAAUCACUUUAAUAUUUCAUAUUUAUGUACAGAAUGAUAAGUGCAAGGAUACAAAUAUCACUUAUGUUCUAUAAAAUCAUUUAUCAUGAAAGAGACACCGUUUUCUCAUUUCUUUAAUCCAGACUACUUCUGAGUAAUACAAGAACUUUGUUUUAUCAUAUUUUAAAACUCCACAGGUAAUUCUUCAGUUAAUGUAGAUCUGGUUAGUCAAACAAACAGAUCUUGAAUUUAAUAUUUCUGUAUGAAAUCAGAAUUAAGAGGUUGAUUCUGUAGACUUGGUUCUGCUGUAAAUAAAAUGUUUAAAUAUUUAAUGAUGCAUUAUAUCAGGCAUAGACUAAUGAACAAUCUGUUAAUAAAAAUGAUAAACUGCUGUUUACGAAUGUGACUACUAAGAUUUGUCUCUAAACCGUCGGCAGCAAAAGGCAGACAAUGUCCCUCGAAACAUGAAGUUUAAUAAUAGAAGUAGUGUAGAUCGGGGUCCUCAGUUAUGGUUCUGCAGGUUUUUCUUCCAGCCAGAUUCAUAGAAGCCAGGCCUGGCAGAUGAAGGAACUUGGCAUUUAGUGGUAUGGCUCCUUACUGCUUAUGUUCUUCCAAGACUUUUUUUUUUUUGUUGUUUUCUGAGAACCUCAUCCAUCCAUCCAUCCACAUGUUUGUGAUCUUGGACAGAUUUGUAGCUCUUGGUCUUUUCCUUCUUUCUCAUUGACUUUAUCACAUUUUGUUAACACAGCUUUAAAUGGAAGCAUGUUAGCUGGCGAGCUAGUGGUUCUAAGUAAAGAAAGGGAACACCUGCCAGCUACUAGAGCCCUGCAGGAUGUAACUGAGGAGCCCUGCCUUAGCGUUACGUUUGACUAUCCAAAGCACAUUCAUAACCUUAGUUUAUGUACAAUAGUUGACUUUCCCUUCACCGUGAGAAGAAGCAAAUAAGGAGCUUUAAAAAGAAAAAAGAUUUCAAAUAAGUCCCCUUCCACAUUUUAUAUUUUUGGUACACUUUUAUUACAAAUACUUUAAAAAAAUAUUGCAUUUCCAUCUGCUUUACUGUGAACAAAUGAAGCUCUCAAAUUUCAUAGCAUUGGUAGAAGUGCCUACUGUAGAAUGACUGACCGCGGUUUUAUUGCCAAACUGGGUGGUGAAUUUCUUUUCUUUUUCAUUUUGACGUACAUGCAGAUGACAUCUCCAAGUUAAAUAAAAUGUUUGGGUCUGCUCUGUAUAGUAUGAAAUGCAAGUAACGCAAUGAUCAGUAAAAAUAACACAGCCUUCUUAAAUUCAUUGUUAUACCAACUUGCCAGAAUUCAUUUUUUAACAGGAAUAAAACUGAUUUCAUUAAGUGUGUAGGCACAAAUAUGUCAAUUUAAAGACAGGAGUUGUUUGGAUAGAAUUUUUAUAAAUUGCACUUUAAAAAUUAUUUUUCACAAAAAAAAAAUCAGUAUCGCUUCGUCAGCAACAUCUAGUCCAACAAACUGUUUAAAGUUUUCAAACAUAUUUAAAUGCAAGCCACCAAAGAAAACAACAGGUAUUUCUUUUACAAUCGUUAUGCAAUUGUUGAUGCUAAGGAAACUGAGCAAAAAAGCAUGCAGUGUGAGAGUUUAAGAUUUUUCAAAAAUGGGAUGAUACACCCGUAUGUGUGCAUUAACAGUGACAUGGACUGCGUGAGACUUACUGACCAUGUCGUCUAGUUUAUUAUUCCACUUCUGCACACUCUGCUGUACGCAUUUUAAGAAAGGCACAAUCUCUUUGCUGUGCUUUCUCUGCAGAGGUGUGUGGUAACGUGAGAACUUCAAACUUGCACAGAUAAGUAUUUUUGCAAUAUUAAAGGUAAAUGAUAAAUAUCUUCCAUUUAUCACACUGUUGAUUCUAAAGUGAAUUUUACUAUAAAUUGAAAUGUGAUUGAUUGUUAAAAGGAAAAUGGUGCCGUUACGUAUCUUGCCCUUAGCCAGUUAGAAU
Molecule: messenger RNA, 7794 nt
Organism: Polypterus senegalus (gray bichir)
Lineage: Eukaryota; Metazoa; Chordata; Cladistia; Polypteriformes; Polypteridae
Gene: slka
Product: STE20-like kinase a
Exons: 19
Coding region: 838-4374 (1178 amino acids)
Biological process (GO): protein phosphorylation
Molecular function (GO): ATP binding; protein serine/threonine kinase activity
Source: RefSeq, a predicted model, not a curated record